AUGGCCUCAUUGCGCCCUAACGCGCAGCCGCCCUGCGACGAGCCCAGCCCCUACGUGAGCCGCGGAACCAAGUCGCGACUGCAUCAUCUAGCUAUGCUCACCCAGCAGCAGCAGCUUGACGCCUCUGCUGAAGAGCCCGACAGCACGGGAACCAACCCAGCCACUGGCAGCAACAUAGCCUUGCCCAGUGGGUCGCGCCGCCGCAUGACUCGCGCUGUAGAUAUUUUCUCGAUGGGCUGCGUCUUUUACUAUGUGCUGUCCGACGGCGACCACCCCUUUGGCGACCGCCUGAGCCGCGAGCAGCACAUCCUGGCAGGCACCCCCGACCUGCGGGCCCUGGAAUCGAGCGGCAUUCCGUCGUCCAUAGAGGCUGUCGACCUGAUUGCUCAUAUGGUGUCGCGCCAGGAGCGCGAUCGCCCGAGCGCUGCCAGCGUCCUUGUGCACCCGUACUUCUGGGACGCGACCCAGCGCCUGGCUUUUAUCCAAGAUGUAUCAGACUGUCUGGAGGCCGAGGCGAGGCUGAUCAAGGCUGCCCGGGAGGAUCUCCCCGAGCCCUCUCCUCCAUUGCUAUUGGCGAAGAAGCCCAAGGGCGCAGCCGCAAAGAAGAAGGGCAAUGCCAGCGGUGCGCAGCAGGCAGAGGCGCCGGCUUCGGCGCCCGCUGGGUCUCAUGCCAUAUCGAACGAGUCCAUCGAGGACAUUAUUGCGCGGCUGCCCGUCGAACAGGCUGCUGCUGUGCGUCGCGCUAUCACCCUGCUGGACAUUUUCGAGCAGAACAGCGAGUUUGUCAUGGAGGGCGCGCCGCAGCGGCCGAGCACCGAUGAUGAUGGAUUCCAGGUUGUCGGAAUGCCGCACUCCCGCGCGCUCGACUCCAUGACCGACGCUGUCAGCAACAAGUCCGGCGUAAGGCUACCGAGGCGUGUGCUGUGGGACCGCCGGCUGGAUCCGCACCUGCGCCGUGAUUUGGGCAAGUUUCGCAAGUACGAUGGGUCUCGUUUGCGCGACUUGUUACGCAUUAUUCGCAACAAAAAGAACCACUACCAGGACAUGCCUAUGCCCCUGAGAGAGACCCUGGGCGACAUCCCCGAUGGUUACUUGCAUUAUUUUGACUCUCGCUUUCCAUAUCUUUUGCUGCACUGCUAUUACUUUGUACUUGAGGAUGACAGUCUGAGAACGGCGACCGUAUUCAGGCCCUACUUCAGACCACCCUCUUCUCACUUUAGUUGA
Messenger RNA from Kickxella alabastrina, 1224 nucleotides. RefSeq names its product ribonuclease 2-5A-domain-containing protein. Lineage: Eukaryota; Fungi; Kickxellomycota; Kickxellomycetes; Kickxellales; Kickxellaceae. Gene Ontology annotation, biological process: IRE1-mediated unfolded protein response; mRNA processing; protein phosphorylation. Gene Ontology annotation, molecular function: RNA endonuclease activity; ATP binding; protein serine/threonine kinase activity. The record is from RefSeq and is a predicted model, not a curated record. Bases 1 to 1224 code for a protein of 407 amino acids. Gene Ontology annotation, cellular component: IRE1-TRAF2-ASK1 complex. The transcript has a single exon.